Fusarium keratoplasticum is the source of this 1320-nucleotide messenger RNA. RefSeq names its product Eukaryotic translation initiation factor 3 subunit E. The transcript is spliced from 2 exons. Gene Ontology annotation, molecular function: translation initiation factor activity. The coding region runs from base 1 to 1320 and encodes 439 amino acids. The record is from RefSeq and is a predicted model, not a curated record. Lineage: Eukaryota; Fungi; Ascomycota; Sordariomycetes; Hypocreales; Nectriaceae. Gene Ontology annotation, cellular component: eukaryotic translation initiation factor 3 complex; cytoplasm; nucleus. Gene Ontology annotation, biological process: translational initiation.
AUGGAGGACCUUCUCAGCGCCGUCUCGGCCGACGGCUCGUCCAUCAUGCCCCUCCUCGCCCGCCACCUGAGCCGACAUCUUCUCUUCCCUCUGAUCCAGUUUGAGAGCGAGAGGGCCGAUGAGCAGGGCGACGACGCAAAGGCCAAGGAGAUCCUCUCCUCAAAGAUUAAGCUCCUCGAGGACACAAACAUGACGGAUUACGUCGCGACCAUGUACUGCGAGCUCCACGGCGUGUCCGAGGCCCCCGCCGAGUACAACAAGAAGAGGCAGGAGGUGCUGUCGCAGCUGGAGAAGUACGAGCAGGCCACCGCUAAGAUCGCCGACCUCUUGACCCAGGACGAGGUUGUCAACGGACUCCGAAGCGACAAGGUUGCCAACUUGGAGUUCCUCAAGAACCAGCACGGCGUCACCAUGGAAAUGGUCAACGCCCUCUACGACUUUGGUCAGUUCCAGUUCCGAUGCGGACAGUACGGCCCCGCCGCCGAUAUGCUUUACCAGUUCCGAGUCCUGUCGACCGAUAACGACAAGGUCUCUGCUGCCACCUGGGGCAAGCUCGCCUCAGAGAUCCUCCAGACCAACUGGGAGUCUGCCGUUGACGAACUUAAGAAUGUGCGCGAAAACAUCGACUCCAAGCUGUUCAACAACCCCCGUGCCCAGCUCGACCACCGAACGAUGCUGGUCCACUGGUCCCUCUUCCCCCUCUUCAACUCUGAGAGUGCCCGGGAACCCAUCCUCGACAUGUUCUUCUCCGCCCCCUACAUCAACACCAUCCAGACCUCGUGCCCCUGGAUCCUGCGGUACCUGAUUGCCGCCGUUAUCACCGGCCGUGGUCGCGCCCGCAACAGCUCCAUCCAGCAGAAGCAGGUCAAGGACAUUAUCCGCUACGUCCGCCAGGAGGCCUACGAGUACACCGACCCCAUCACCCAGUUCGUCAACGCUCUGUACAUUGCCCACGACUUUGAGGCUGCCCGUGAGGCCCUGUCCAUGGCCGAGCAGGUCUGCCGAAGCGACUUCUUCCUCGCUUCUUCCGCCGACGCCUUUGUCGACGCCGCCCGACACCUCAUCUGCGAGAGCUACUGCAAGAUCUUUAGCCGAAUGAACAUCCGAGACCUCAGCUCCAAGCUGGGCCUGAACCCCGACGAUGGUGAGAAGUGGAUCGUCAACCUGAUCCGAGAGACACGACUGGACGCCAAGAUCGACAGCCAGGACGGCACCGUGGUGAUGAACCACCCUCCCAACAACGUCUACCAGCAGGUGAUUGAGAAGACCAAGGGCGGCUUCUUCAGGACACAGGUCCUCAACGCCGCCGUCUCAAAGUAA